ACUAUUUUCCAAAUUAACACAUAAACUUGGAAGAGAAAAUUUAAGAAGAAAGGCAAUGAAUAAGAACAAUUCUGGAUUCUGAUUGUGUUCUCCCUAUUAAAAACAUAACAGAACAAACCCAGCGAAAUAAAAGCCUUAAAAAAUAAGAACAGCCAGUCUUUAUCGCGUGCAACUAAAUUAACCAGGACGUUCGUAAUGAAAAAACACACCAAUAAUUUCCGAUGUAGAAAUUAUACAAGAUGUGAGCGUGCAAGAAAAUCUGCAGUAUCAUGUGAGAAAAGAGAUACUUCAAGUCAAAUAAUAAUAAUGUUUGUAGGUGACAGGAUGUUUCUUUAUCCCACGCAUUAUUUCAAUGUAUCGUUAAAAACGAUCUUAGGGGUGGGUUGAAAAGGGGUCUUGUGUGCGCCAGCGUGAUGUCUGAUAAGCACUUGUACUGGCACCAAUUAGUAACGGAAUUGAAAAUAUGGACGGAAAUUGAAAUUGCACUGUCAUUACACGUAAUUUGAAAAAUGUUUCCUUUUCAUGCACGAACUGCGUGUUAAUUACUUGACGUUUAAAAGGUUAUAAAGUUGAGACUAAGUUAUCAAUACAAGUAAGAGAUCAGAGCGUUAGUUUGCAUAGACAGAAUCACAUAAAAAAUUACAAAAUGGAUUGUAAUCCGCGAAUGUCGUUGCUACGACCACCGGCGGUCUAUUUAUUUGGUGGCGCAUUCGUUAUCGUAUCCAUCAUGGCGGCAUCACUAAACAUUUUGAUUUUAGCAAUUCUAAGUAAAAGGUGUAAAAAAGUACGAUCAAACAAACUUCUGACUUCUCUGGCAAUAUCAGAUGCACUAACUGGUUUACUUGUAGGCCCUAUAUCCGCCUGGCAAAUGUUUCAGCACAAAGCCCUGAUUAAUUGCAAAGUUGAUUUGAUCAGAAGGUACUUAUUCGUUCUUUUAAUUGGUUCGUCUUGUUUCGCGCUGGCGGGAAUCGCUUAUGAUAGAUAUAUAUGCUUGACUAAGCUCAACAACUAUGAUAAGUAUAUGACAAGGAGAAAAAUAACUAUAAUCAUAGCAUUCGGUUGGAUAUGUCCUGGAUUGAUUCCUAUAUUGAAACUAGCUGGAAAGUUUCCUUAUCUGUGUAUUGGUAAUGCUGUUCUGGUGUUUUCUUCGUUCUGUUUGGUCAUCUGUUACAUCUUCAUCACAAAAGCGGUCAGGAAGCAAAAGAGAAUCAUGAAGAAACAUGCUUUAGAAAUCAGCUUUACUUCUCCACAGAGAAGGUUAGAAACUUCAGUCAAGGAGAGUUGUUGUCAAAGAUUGGAAAAAACAGUGACAAUCUUGAUUAUUUGUCAUUUGUGCUGUACUGUACCAAUUACAUCGUGGAGUAUUCUUGAUCUAGUCAACUCAACUGUCGUCAAUUUUAUAAACACAGAAACUGUUCAAUAUAUUUACACAGUUGUUAUUUUUAUAUCCCAGACGAACUCGUGUUGCAACCCGAUUAUAUAUUUCUUGAAAAACCCAGCAGUUCGGAAAGAACUACGCGAUUUAUUUAGAAAAUAAAAAAAAAACACAGAAUGGAAUAUAGUAAAACGUAAUUUUAUCCAUAUUUAUACUUUAUCAAAUAUAUCUAAUAUAAAGAAAUAUGAAUUGUAUAUAUU
Molecule: messenger RNA, 1635 nt
Organism: Hydractinia symbiolongicarpus
Lineage: Eukaryota; Metazoa; Cnidaria; Hydrozoa; Anthoathecata; Hydractiniidae
Product: trace amine-associated receptor 5-like
Exons: 1
Coding region: 647-1537 (296 amino acids)
Biological process (GO): G protein-coupled receptor signaling pathway
Cellular component (GO): membrane
Molecular function (GO): G protein-coupled receptor activity
Source: RefSeq, a predicted model, not a curated record